This is a messenger RNA of Eucalyptus grandis, 1792 nucleotides long. RefSeq names its product flavin-containing monooxygenase FMO GS-OX-like 3. NCBI's taxonomy places the organism in Eukaryota, Viridiplantae, Streptophyta, Magnoliopsida, Myrtales, Myrtaceae. The transcript is spliced from 7 exons. The record is from RefSeq and is a predicted model, not a curated record. Gene Ontology annotation, molecular function: NADP binding; flavin adenine dinucleotide binding; N,N-dimethylaniline monooxygenase activity. Bases 27 to 1361 code for a protein of 444 amino acids.
ACAGGCCCAGGAUACCAUCCAGAUACAUGGGGAAACUGCACGUGAAGGCGGCGGUGAUCGGAGCCGGACUGGCGGGUCUUGUUGCAGCGAGGGAGCUCUGCCGCGAGGGGCACCAAGUGGUGGUUUUUGAGAGGGCCAACGAUGUUGGAGGCACGUGGCUAUACGACCCUCGGAUCGAAUCCGACCCGCUGGGGUUGGAUCCAGGCCGCAAUAUUGUCCAUGCCAGCAUGCAUCGGUCGCUCCGGGUGAACCUGCCGAGGCAACUAAUGGGUUUCUCGGACUACCAGUUUCUCAAGAAGGGAUGCGGGGACCCGAGGAGCUUCCCGGGUCACGAGGAGGUGCUCCGGUUCUUGCGUGGCUUCAUGGAGGAUUCCGGGCUGAUCGAGCUGAUUCGGUUCGGGCACGAAGUGGUUCGGGUCGAGCGAGCCGUCGAGGGGAGACGGGACCAGUGGGCUGUGGAGUGGCGGACGUGCGGAGGGGAGGAGGUGGCCGGUGUCGAGGUUUUUGAGGCUGUGGUGGUUUGUAACGGCAAGUACACCCAACCAAAGAUUGCUGAAUUUCCAGGGAGAUCUACAUGGCAAGGAGAACAGCUACACAGUCAUAAUUAUCGAGUUCCUGAGCCAUAUAAGGAUAAGAUUGUGUUAAUAAUAGGAAGAGGGGUUAGCGCAAGCGAAAUAGCCCAGGACAUCUUACCUUUUGCCAGAGAAGUUCAUCAGGCCUCCAGAGAAACAAAUCUCGAAGUUGUGAAAUUAAGAAAAGUCCCCGGUGUCUUCCAACAUCCCAUGAUUGCAUGGGCCGACGAAGAUGGUAGAUUAGUGUUCCAAGAUGAAUCGUCUAUGUAUGCAUAUGUCAUCAUCCAUUGUACUGGAUAUAGAUACCAUUUUCCAUUUCUGAAGACCGAGGGACUCGUGAAUGUGGAUGACAACCGUGUGGGGCCUUUAUAUAAACAUGUUUUCCCGCCAAGCCUAGCUCCUUGGCUCUCUUUCAUUGGCAUACCCUAUCUGACUUUUCCAGCACAACUUAGCGAGUUACAGUCGAGGUGGGUGGCCAAGGUUUUAUCUGGAGAAUUGGUGUUGCCAAGUGACGAAGAGAUGAUGUCUUCUGUUCAAGAACAUUACCAGCACAUUGAAGAGCUUGGAUGGCCCAAGCGUUUCACUCACAGGCUUGAACAGGGAAAGUUUGAGUACGAGAAAUGGCUUGUGGAUCAAUUGGGACUUCCAUCCAUGGAACAACGGAGUGAGAAGAUGGUUCUCAUUCUUUCCGAAUUGUUCAAAUUCCGGCAAUUUGCUGAUGAACAUUGGCGGGACAACUUGGAUGUUGAAAAGUUGAUGCAAGAAAAUCAAGCAAAAUCAUUGAAUUGAUCUUGAAGAUCGAUUGGAACACUUGCAACACUAGGAAGAGACAUGAGAGUCAAAUCUGAAAAGAGAGCGACAAAGAGUUUGAUUUGGAUGUGGGGUAUCUAUUGUAAGAGUUUUUUUUUUUUUUUUCUAAUGUGGGUUGCAUUAAUUGAUAUUAUAAUUUACUAUUCAGUCCUUGUGUAAGGUGAGAUAUUUUUUUUUAAUUAGUUUAAUAUGAGACUGGUUAGUGUGGGCCGAAUUAACCUCGGCUUGUAAUGAGAGGGCCUGAUUAGAAACUCUAUAAAUAUUAUUCAAGUCUCUCCUCUAGCCCUUAAUACACACAAAUAUCCUCACCAAGGAGCGUUUACUAAGCGCUAAGGGUGAAGAGCCAUCUCAUUGAGCUAGUGAUAUAGAGGGCAAUGAAGAAGAAGUUCUUGAGUUUGGAUUGUCGCUAU